Molecule: messenger RNA, 2478 nt
Organism: Danaus plexippus (monarch butterfly)
Lineage: Eukaryota; Metazoa; Arthropoda; Insecta; Lepidoptera; Nymphalidae
Product: sodium- and chloride-dependent glycine transporter 1-like
Exons: 1
Coding region: 10-1806 (598 amino acids)
Biological process (GO): sodium ion transmembrane transport
Cellular component (GO): membrane
Source: RefSeq, a predicted model, not a curated record
UUGAGUUUUAUGUGGUUACAACUUAAUUGUCAAAUGAAAGCUAUGGAUACGGACAACGAUAGCCCUUGGGGCACGCAGAAAUCGUACAUAGUGAUAUUUAUUUGUCACUUCCUUGGAAUAACAAACAUAAGCACAAUGCCAAAUGACGCCCUGUUACAAGGUGCUUUCGGAUUCUCAAUAGUCCUGAUGAUAGUUUACAUCAUCAUGGGCAUACCAUUGCUCUACGUGGAGUCCAUAGUCGGUCAGUUUACAUCAAGAGAUUGCAUAGACGUCUGGAGGAUUCGACCGUGCCUAUCUUUCAUAGGAUAUCUUUUAAUUAUUUGGCAAGCAUUCACACUUAUUUAUAAUCAUAUUGUAUCAGCGUUUUUAUUGCAUUAUUUCUUAAUAAGCUUUGAAACGCCCAUACCAUUUUAUACAUGCGGAUUAUGGAGCACAAAAUUUUGCAAUACCCUUGUCAGUAACUACACAGUGAACCUAGAUUGUGUGAAGAACCAGAAUAUAUUCCCUUACUGCGAUCAUUUAUAUAAAACAUUUCCAGAAUACCAAUAUUGGAGACUGAAUUUGGUCCAAUCCGGGCAUAAAUGUAAUUUUUGUAUAGCCUGGAGAGUAUGCCUAGCUUCGGGGCUAAACUGUAUCGCCAUUUUCCUAAGCUGCUUUAAAAGAUCCAAGUCACUGAAGUGGGUUAUCAAUAUUUUCUUUGGAUUUCCAAUAUUAACACUAGCGAUACUCCUGAUGGGUUCCAUGCGGCAACAAGGGUUAGUGGCGAAAUAUGAGGAUGCGAUUGAUAUAGAUUUUACAAUUUUUGCUCACAAUUUUCGCUUUUCAAGUGUCAUACAGAAUGUUAUGUUCAAUUUGGGUAUCGGAUCGGGGCUGACCUUUAACCUCGCAUCGAGUGCACCUUUCCGGUCGCCAAGCUUCUCGAAUACUGUUGUAACAGUUAUGACAUGCGCGGUUUACACAAUUAUUGUCAUAUUUACAAUGGCUAUGGUUACCUGCCCGUAUGCUUUCAAAUACGGUCCCGAUGCUGGUGACAUAAUCAGAACUCACAUGUCAUUUGCGUUUGAGAAGAUACCGAGAUUAAUUUAUGAAUAUCAGGACAAAAUGUUUUAUCUUAUUAUAAUUUAUACCUGCUUUUUUAUCAUAGCUAUCAAUUCCAACUUUGUGUUAUUUUAUAAUUUACUUGAGGUUAUAUUCAAAAGGAACCCGAAACUGGCGAAGUAUCCAGGCUUAACUGUUUUCUGUGCGUCUCUUAUGCUCUAUAUACUGACAAUCCCAUUAUUAAGUUAUGUUGGUGUUAAUUUAUUAGCGUACAGUUUUAAACGACAUUUAACUCUUAUAUCGACAUUUGUGGGUGUCUUGGAAUGUGUAACUUUUGUUUUUUGGUACGGCAUGAACAGAUUUUCGGAAGACAUAAAUUUCAUGGUCGGUAUUCGACCAAACAGCUUCAUGAAGGUUGGAUGGGGUUUGAGCAUUUUAUUCUUGAUAUACUCGUUUUGCUACGAAGUACAUGAUCAUUUAGAAAACUCUAAAAAAUUUAUAUAUUCUACGUAUACCGUUUUAGUUUUUUCUGGUCUAAUUGUAAUUGUAACAGUUGUGAGAUUAGUUAUUGCUGCAAUAAAACGGAGAUUUCGCGAAUUUAUAGCACUGGAUAAGACAUGGGGACCGAAGGACGAAAUCUUACAAAGAAGCAGAGGAAUGUUUUCCGCACAGGCUAUGACCAAGGAGUAUAUAUACCGCCAAUAUCACCUUCAAGCCGGUAUAUUGCACAGACAAAGAAGGUCAAAUAUAAGGUCUCCUUUACGCUAAAUAAUCAGAAGUGUUCAUAUUAUCCAUGUCAUAUUAUCAAUAAUUCAUCCAAAAUAUUUUCCAUUGUUUUAUUGUGAUGACAUAAUAAUAUUUUAUAUUUAUAGAAAUUGUAAAUAGUUCUUUACAUUAACGUGAAUAAUAGAGUACCUACUAGUGUGACUCAUUCUAUUAAUACAUAUGCCGCUUGUAUAUAAUUGAAUUAUUUAUUAUAUCAUAAAAUUUAUAAUGUAUGACUCAUCGCCGAAAAUAUUUUAACGCUACAUUAAUAUUAAUACAAUUAGGAUGUUUUUUUUAGCUAAUAACCAACCAUAACGAUAAAGUCAAACUUGUUACGACAAAAAUUCAUAGUUUAUUUUUUGUAUCAACAUAGAAAACUGGUAUAAAAGCUUGCUUCUUAACUAUAUUAUGAUGGAUUUAAAUAUUCAUUUGCAAAAAUUGUAUAACGAAUAAAAAAAAAUUUUUCUUCUUGAAGUUUUAUUUCAAUAGUUUUUUUUCCCUUAAAUUAAUAUUAUGAGGUUCAUUAUCUUGGCAUUCUCGGAAGCUAUAAAAAAGAAAGUUAACAGUUUCCGCCUCAGCAGCACCUAGUCAGUCAUCUGACAUUCGUAAAGGAGAAGAAAUAGAUUUAUUUUAAAUAAAAAAAGUGGCGCGCCAAGCUGUCUGCUCACACAGCGA